This is a messenger RNA of Lactuca virosa, 1222 nucleotides long. Lineage: Eukaryota; Viridiplantae; Streptophyta; Magnoliopsida; Asterales; Asteraceae. The record is from the annotation of a GenBank genome assembly.
AAACGCCUAUUCGCCUUUAGCUUCGAUUCCAUUGUCGCCGGCGACGUCUCUCCGUCUCGCUUUCUGAUCUUCCACAGUUAACGGGAGUGCUUAGUUGAAUCAUUAUUUGGAAAAUAUGCGACUUCAGAGCCUUCAUUACAGUUCAACCUGGUUGCAACUCAAUUCCUCCGAUAGAGUACUCAACUCUUCAAUUUACACAUCACCCAGGAAGCAGAAGUUUGUGGCAGCAUCUUCAUCUAGCUCAAAACCUCAACAACUAUCAAUCAAGUGCAAUGUGAAGUUUCGCCCUUGCAUUGAUAUACAUAAGGGGAAAGUAAAGCAAAUUGUCGGAUCUACCCUUUCAGACUUAAAGGAAAGUGAUUCAAGUCUAGUAACCAAUUUUGAAUCAGAUAAAUCAGCUGCAGAAUAUGCCACCCUUUACAAAGAAGAUGGAUUACAAGGAGGUCAUGUAAUCAUGCUUGGAGCUGACCCUUUGAGCAAUAAAUCAGCCAUUGAAGCACUACACGCUUACCCUGGUGGUUUGCAAGUAGGAGGUGGUAUUAAUUCAGGAAAUGCCUUGAGUUACAUAGAGAAAGGAGCCAGCCACAUCAUCAUCACAUCCUAUGUAUUCAACAAUGGAAAAAUGGAUCUUGAGAGGCUUAAAGGACUUGUUGACAUUGUUGGAAAAGAAAGGCUUGUCUUGGACCUUAGUUGCAGGAAGAAGGAUGGUAGAUAUGCGAUUGUGACAGAUAGAUGGCAGAAAUUUAGCGAUGUGUUUCUUGAUGAGAUGACAUUGAAUUUUCUUUCGGCUUAUGCUGAUGAGUUUCUUGUACAUGGUGUUGAUGUUGAAGGGAAAAAAUUGGGAAUCGAUGAAGAGCUUGUAACACUGCUUGGGAAAUACUCACCAAUUCCAGUUACAUAUGCUGGUGGGGGUGACAGUGAUGGAGGAUUUGGAGAGGAUAAAAGUAGCAGGAAUGGGACGUGUGGAUGUUACAGUGGGGAGUGCUUUGGAUAUUUUUGGUGGUGAUUUGGGUUAUAAGGAUGUUGUAGCUUGGCAUUCCCAGCAAGAGGCACUCACAGUGUAGUUUCUUUUGUGUAUUUUUUUUUAAUCGAAGAAUAGAGGAUGCCGAUUUUGAAUGCGACUCUCUCUGUUGUAGUUGUAACUCAAUAUAUUAAUAAUUUGCAUGACAUUUGAAACGUUAUUUGGUGGGUUGAAUUUGAUGAAAUUGAAAUACAGUAAAAC